This is a messenger RNA of Leptinotarsa decemlineata (Colorado potato beetle), 1708 nucleotides long. RefSeq lists its product as uncharacterized. The record is from RefSeq and is a predicted model, not a curated record. Lineage: Eukaryota; Metazoa; Arthropoda; Insecta; Coleoptera; Chrysomelidae. Gene Ontology annotation, cellular component: nucleus.
ACCAUGUAGAUUGUGUCUAGGUCUAACGUCAUUCGUCAUUGUUAUUAAAUAUUAAAUUCUUCUUGUUCUUAAACUUUAGCAUAGUUUGUGGUGGAUGUGCAUAGAUCAGGUUUUCUUUUAAAUACGUUGGAGUAGAGUAUACGUUUAUUGUACAUUUCAUUAUUUUGAAUUGAAGAAAAAAAGUUCAUUGAUCAAGUUACAAGAUAAAUCAGCCAGCAAUGUCUCUGGUAUCUUAUGACUAUGGAAGCAAUAGUGAAAGUGAGGAUGAAGAUUCCCCAAAUGAAAUUGGAGUCAACCUUUCAACUCCUACUUCCCUUACAAAUGAUGGGAAAACAAUGAACAUUUCUAAUAAUUCAGAUCUUCCAAAAAAUGAACCAGAUUUGAAUGGUAUUGUUAGCAGUAAUACAGACCAUCAAAUAGAUGAACCAGGAUCGAGUAGUAUGCUUGACAAUGGAACUGGCAUAUUUUCAAGUUUGCCACAAGUACAUGCUGUCAAAACCUUCCAGGAAGGGGCGAUUGAGGAUUUUAUUCCAAAAGCUAUCAAUGUAGACAAAGGAAAGAAGAAAGUUAAAAUUACAAUUCCAUCUCUGUCUCAGUUUGCUGACGAAGAAGGUGAGAAACCAGCCAAAAAAAUUAAAUCAAUGAAAGGCAGCAGCCUCCUUUCACUAUUACCUCCUGUAAAAGGAACUGUGAUGACUGCCAAAAGUUUUGUACCAAAUGUUGUAGCAAAUAAAAACAAGAAUGCUACUCCAUCUACUUCUGUUCAAAGCCAUAAUCUUGUACCUGAUGUUAUCAAGAAGAAAGCAAAUCCAAGAAAAACUGCCCGAAUAGAAAAAAUACAGGAAAAUAGAGAAAAAACAGCACUCAGUGAUGUAGAAAGUGAUGAUGAUAUAGAAAUGCCUGAAACGUUUGAUGAUGAACUGUGGGAAAAAGUUUGUGGUAGACCAAAACCUAAACAAAUUGUAAGAGAGCCAGUAGAAGAGUCAUCUAGCCAAGUUAUAGACAUUGCUCCAGAACCUGAGAAACAGUACGAUGGUCUAGACAAUAGGGCAUUCAAAGAAUUGGUUGGUAAAUCUAAAAGGCCAAUUGGAAAUAUCAAACUAAUUGAUAUAAAUGAAGAAGAAAUGUUACUGGACAAAGAUCUUUGGAUGGUUAAGUCACUAACUGACCCAGAAUUAGCUCCUAAGCCAGAAAUUGAUGAACCUGUAGACCCAACAAGAAGAAAGAAACAUCAUAUUACAUAUUUGGUACAACAGGCCAAAGCUAAUGAACAGGAACUACAAAAUGCCUGGAGUGCAAGUAGAAAUAAUAAAAUGGCUACAAGGGCUAAAUAUGGUUUUUAAUUAAAAUAAUAAUUUUCAAAUGUACAAGACCACAGCAAAGCUUUGAAUACUCUUAUGAGUAACACAGCACCCAUGGUUAAAAAAAGACAGGUGAUGCGAUUGAGUUUUGGAGAUUAUAGAGAGAAAAUGGCAGCAGAAGAAAAGAAAAUGUUAAAAAGUGAUUUGAUGAAGCCGGCAGUCAAGCAAGUUAAAUCAACAAUCCCCAGUAAAUCAGUGUUUGUUAAAAAACGUGCAUUGACAUCUAUAAUGAGAAAUACAAUCCAAUCAAACUUUGGAGAUGAAAAAAAUGGUUCUUCAAAUGAGCUGAUAUCAACUUCCAGUGCAACAUGUCCUGAUGGGGAAACUUUUAGAUUUAAUUUUGGAAU